AUCCACGACAGCGACACCAGGCCAGGCGCCAUUUACGCUCCUUUAUACGCUUCCGCCUAGAGCCUAUCGCCAAUUGGUGUCCCCUUAACUUUUUCAGCCUCUCACCGCACCUAUUCGUCACGUUCUCAUCGCAGCCAUGGCCAGCACAACCGUCAUCAACGCAAACGCGACGUCGAAGCUCCAGCCGUCCACGGCACCACCAAUUGAGCCCCUCAAGAACGAAACGGCGCGUCUUUAUACCCACAUUCAUCCGAUACUCGUCCUAUCCGUAUAUGCCUUCAAGUUUCCCGCUUUGGUCGCAGACCCGGUGCCGACGCUUCUUACCACACUCGCACCACUCGCUGUGCUACAGGUUGCGUUUGUAGCAGUAUGCCUACCUCCCACGGGCGGGACACCCACAAUGCGAAAGCAGAAGCCGGGUGAAAAGAAGGGCAAGGCGCCUAACAAGCUGGAACAAGGGUUGAAUUCUAAGAUUGUCCCGGCUUUCCUAUCGCUCCUUCUUGCCGCCUUCGCCGCGACUCCCCUCUUCACAGCAACUCUCAUCCUAUUCGGCGCGCCCGUCACCACGCAUCACCUACAAACCCUCCUUUGUGGCGCCCACGUUGCGCUUCUGAGCACAUUGCCUUUGGUAUACGUACAUGGCGUAGAUGGCGAAACCUGGAGGCAGAUCAUUGCGCUCCUCUUACCAAUAGACGAGGUCUAUGGUGGGCUGCUAGGAACGGUGCUUGGAGCCUGGUUGGGUGCUGUACCGAUUCCGCUGGAUUGGGACCGCGAAUGGCAAAAAUGGCCCGUCACAAUUGUUACAGGAGCGUACAUCGGAUACGCAGUCGGCAAACUGCUCGGAGGUACACUGUUGAAGGGAAAGAAGAUUAUGUUCGACUAGGGGAGCGUGGGCGAGAUUGAUAUGCUUUGAUUCCAUUCCGGGUCAUUUCCAGCCUUAGGUUCAAAUGACCGAGGCAGACAAUGUUGGGUACAAAUAGGAGCGACCUGUUCCACAUUGAUUCGGUCCGCCUUGCUGCUAGCUAGGAGCAUAGUCGAGAUAGUGACGAUGUCAAUAGAUUGGAUGAAUAGAACCCAGGCCAAAUCUCGGCAUGGCUCAGGCUCGUCACAAACAA
Molecule: messenger RNA, 1115 nt
Organism: Pyrenophora tritici-repentis Pt-1C-BFP
Lineage: Eukaryota; Fungi; Ascomycota; Dothideomycetes; Pleosporales; Pleosporaceae
Product: glycosylphosphatidylinositol anchor biosynthesis protein 11
Biological process (GO): GPI anchor biosynthetic process
Cellular component (GO): endoplasmic reticulum membrane
Source: RefSeq, a predicted model, not a curated record